Molecule: messenger RNA, 2352 nt
Organism: Oncorhynchus masou masou (cherry salmon)
Lineage: Eukaryota; Metazoa; Chordata; Actinopteri; Salmoniformes; Salmonidae
Product: oocyte zinc finger protein XlCOF6-like
Exons: 2
Coding region: 255-2303 (682 amino acids)
Biological process (GO): regulation of transcription by RNA polymerase II
Molecular function (GO): RNA polymerase II cis-regulatory region sequence-specific DNA binding; DNA-binding transcription factor activity
Source: RefSeq, a predicted model, not a curated record
CAACAAAGCUAUUCUUUCAACCACCUCAGUUGCUUGAUAGCCAACAAUAAACCGAAACAUUGACGGUCAUAAGCCAUUUUUGUGAACAUUAACUAAUCUUAGUGUUUUAAACACACGUCUGUUGACUUAUCUACUGGUUAAGUUUGACCUAAUUUGCUCAAUACAUUUGCAAACCUGUUAAGAUUGAUACUGAGCCUAGCACUAGGAUAGUCGCUAAUGCUAAAUAGCUAAAUAGCUAGCUAAUAUCUCCGACUAUGAGCUCAUUAAAUUAUUCCCCCUCUGCUGAAGAAGAGGAGGUUUGUUGCACGGAGACCGAAGCUCUGGGGCUGAACAUUGUCGUGAAAGAAGAAGAUGAGGGUGUUACAGUGAAAGGAGAUGAAGACGUUUUCAGAAUUAAAAAGGAGGAAGAGGAGAAUGUUGCAGUGAAAGAAGAGAAAGAACAUUUUGGGCCAGAAGAGGGGAUAGAGGCUGUCAUAGUGGAAGAAGAGGAAGUAGAAGCUUUCAGAAUGAAAAAGGAGGAAGAGGAGGCUGUCACAGUGGAAGAGGAGGAGGUGGAAGCUUCGAUAAUGAAAAGGGAGGAAGAGGAAGAUAUCACAUUGAAAAAAGAGGAGGAGGUUGUUACAGUGAAAGAAGAGAAAGAACAAUUUGGAGUGAAAGAGGAAGAGGGGAUAGAGGCUGUCACAGUAGAAGAGGAGGAGGUAGAAGCUUUAAAAAUAAAAAAGGAGGAAGAGGAGGCUGUCACAGUGGAAGAGGAGGAGGUGGAAGCUUCGAUAAUGAAAAGGGAGGAAGAGGAAGAUAUCACAUUGAAAAAAGAGGAGGAGGAUGUUAUACUGAAAGAAGAGAGAGAACAUUUUGGAGUGAAAGAGGAAGAGGAUGCUAUAUCAAUAAAAGAGGAGAAGGAAGACGUUUUGGGAGUGAAAGAGGAUGAUGAUGAUGAGGAGGAAGAAGAAGAAGAAGGAGGAGGGGAGGAGGAGGAGACAGAAGAUCUGAUUAACACCAGAGAGAGAACAGACUCUCAUUCUGAAAGCGGGACGAGUCCUUCAGAAGAACCUGACCCAGAGACGUCCAAACCAGCAAGAGCACACCACUGCUCCCAGUGUGGAAAGAGAUUUAUCCGGUUAGGGCACCUGAAAGAACAUAUGAAAACACACACAGGGGAGAAGCCUUAUCACUGCUCCCAGUGUGGAAAGGGUUUUGGACAGUCAGGGCAUCUGAAGGUGCAUGAAAGAAGACACACUGGAGAGAAGCCAUAUCAAUGCUCCCAGUGUGAAAAGAAAUGUUUCUCACCAGGGGACCUGAAGUCACAUGAGAGAACACACAGACAGUCUUUAGAGAGGCCUUUCCAAUGCUCUCAGUGUGGAAAGAGAUUUAUCCAGUCAUCGCAUCUGAAAGAGCAUGAAAGAAUACACACAGGAGAGAAGCCGUUCCAAUGCUCUCAGUGUGGAAAGGGGUUUAGAUACUCAGGGCAUUUAAAAGUGCAUGAACGAACACACACUGGAGAGAAGCCGUAUCAAUGCUCCCAGUGUCAAAAGGGUUUUUUCUCACCAGGGGACCUGAGAAAACAUGAGAGAACACAUUUAGUAGAUAGGCCUUUCCAGUGCUCUCAAUGUGGAAAGAGAUUUAUGCAGUCAUCACAUCUGAAAAAACAUAAGAGAAUACACACAGGCGAACAACCAUUCCAAUGCUCUCAUUGUGGAAAAAGUUUUACCCGUUUAGGGAACUUGAAAACACAUGAGAUGACACACACAGGAGAGAAGCCUUUCCACUGCACCUUCUGCGGAAAACGUUUUACCCAUUUAGGGAACCUGAAAAUGCAUGAGAUGACACACACAGGAAAUAAGCCUUAUCACUGCUCCCAGUGUGGAAAAGGUUUUGGACACUCAGGGCAUCUAAAAGUGCAUGAAAGAACACACACUGGAGAGAAGCCAUAUCAAUGCUCCCAAUGUGAAAGUAAAUUUUUCUCAUCAGGGGACCUGAAAUCACACGAGAGAACACACACUGUAGAGAGGCCUUUCCAAUGCUCUCAGUGUGGAAAGAGUUUUACCCGGUUAGGGAAUCUGAAUAUGCAUUUGAGAACACACACAGGGGAGAAGCCAUACCACUGUUCAGACUGUGGAAAGAGAUUUAUCCAGCUUGGGGACCUAAAAUCACAUGAGCGGACACACACAGGAGAUAAGCCUUUCCAAUGCUCUCAGUGUGGAAAAAGUUUUGCCUGGUUAGGGAACUUGAAAAUGCAUGAGAGAAUACACACAGGAGAGAAGCCUUUCCACUGCUCCUUGUGUGGAAAGAGUUUUACCUUUUAGGGACACUGAAAAAGCAUGAGAUGACACACACAGGAGAGAAGCCUUUCCA